UGCUGCGGUUGAAAUAAGAUUCUACCCAAUAGUUAGGCUGUUGAGCACUGUGCACUCGUGACUGGCUUUUCACUCUACCGUGCCUUUUACGACUACAAAUAGAUCACUGAGCAUAUCUCUUAUAGCUACGGUCUCUGCAUCUGCAAUUUCACCAUACCCUUUUCAUAAUCAUGCAUCUCCUCAUAUAUAUCACACUGCCCCUCUUCCUAUUCAUCCAAGCAAGUUCUGCCAUGACGGACACCAUCUUAUCCGGCCAAUCACUUGCUGUCAACGACAAGCUCGUCUCCAAGAACGGCAGGUACGCGCUUGGCUUCUUCAAAACAAACAGCAGCAAAUCAUCCCAGGACAUUACCAACUGGUACCUUGGCAUAUGGUUCAAUACAGUUCCCAAAUUUACUUCUGCAUGGGUCGCAAAUAGAGAUAAGCCAAUCCAGAACACCACCUCACUGGAGCUCACAAUCUCCCAAGAUGGCAACCUCGUAAUGUUGAAUCAGUCCACUCAAUCAAUUAUCUGGUCAACAGAAGCAAAUAUCACAAGAAAUAGCACAACUGUCAUGCUGUUGAGUAGUGGCAAUCUCAUAUUAGUAAACUCUUCAAACUUAUCUGAAGUUCUGUGGCAGAGCUUUGAUCACCCCACAGAUACACUUUUCCCUGGGGCGAAACUAGGAUGGGACAAGGUCACCGGCCUGAACCGCCGUAUUGUUUCUUGGAAGAACUUGAUUGACCCAGCUACCGGUGUGUACUGUGAUACGUCAGACCCCAGUGGUGCCGACCAGUUCUUGCUUACACCAUUGAACUCCUUCAUACCAUACUGGUCGACUGGUCUAUGGAACGGCAAAUCCUUUGCCUCAGUUCCAGAGAUGGCAGGCAACAACAAUCUUUUCUGUUCGACAUUUGUCCACAAUGACCAAGAGAUGUACAUGAAAAUUAGUUUAGUCGAUGAAACUAUGGUUACUCGUAAUGUACUAGACAUCUCGGGUCAAUCAAAACUGUUCAUCUGGUCAGAGAGUUCACAGGAUUGGACAGUGAUCUAUUCCCAACCGAAAGAUCAAUGUGAUGUCUAUGCAAUAUGUGGACCUUUCACAAUCUGCAAUGUUAAUGUGUUUCCACAUUGCACUUGCAUGGAGGGCUUCAUCAUAGCAUCCCCCGAGGAUUGGGAUCUAGAAGAUCGAACCUCUGGGUGCUCAAGAAAUACUCCUUUGGACUGCAUUAGCAACAAAAGCACAACACAAACCACAGACAAGUUCUACCCUGUACCAUGUGUUAAGUUGCCCCAGAAUGCCCAAGAAGUAGAAGUUGCUGCAAGCGCGAGCGAGUGUGAACAAGUUUGCCUGAGUAAUUGCUCCUGCACAGCAUAUUCCUUCAACGAUGGCAGAUGUUACACCUGGCAUAAUGAACUGCUCAACAUAAAAGCCCUACAGUGUAGUGGCACUACCAAUUCAACUGGGGAAACUCUUUACCUUCGUGUUUCCGCUAAAGAUCUCAACAGAUUAAAAAACAAUAGAAAGGAGAUUGUUAUUGGAGUUGCAGUUGGUACAGCUGUUUCUGUUCUAGGCUUAUUUGCCCUCAUUCCCCUAAUAAUUAUUUGGAGAAAUAAAAGGAAGGGUUCUGGACAUAUACCGGAUGGUGUUCAAGGUUGUAAUGGAAUUAUUGCAUUUGGAUAUAGUGAUUUACAGCGUGCAACAAAUAAAUUCACAGGAAAGUUGGGGGAAGGCAGUUUUGGUGCUGUAUUCAAAGGGUUUAUAGAUGACUCAAUUGCUGUAGCAGUGAAGAGGCUUGACGGUGCUUAUCAAGGAGAGAAGCAAUUCAGAGCAGAAGUGAGCUCGAUUGGAACUAUCCAACACAUCAAUUUAGUUAAGCUUGUUGGUUUCUGUUGUGAGGGUUCUAAGAGGUUGCUUGUUUAUGAAUACAUGUCAAAUAGCUCUCUUGAUGUCCAUCUAUUUCGAAUCAAUCAUACACCGUUGAAUUGGACUGCAAGGUAUCAGAUAGCACAAGGAGUUGUCAGAGGGCUAGCCUACUUGCAUGAGAGUUGUAGAGACUGCAUAAUACACUGUGAUAUUAAGCCAGAAAACAUACUUCUUGAUGAUUCAUUUAUUCCAAAAAUUGCAGACUUCGGCAUGGCAAAGCUUUUGGGAAGGGGGUUUAGCCGAGUACUAACUACAGUGAGGGGAACUGUAGGGUACCUUGCACCUGAAUGGAUUGCCGGUGUUGCUAUUACACCAAAAGUAGAUGUUUAUAGCUACGGGAUGGUGUUGCUGGAAAUAAUAUCUGGAAAGAGGAACUCGUGCACUUCCAGUUCUAGUGGUGGCAACCUUGAUGUUUUUUUCCCCGUGCAUGCCGCACGCAAGCUUCUUGAGGGAGAUGCUGGAAGUUUGGUAGAUCAUAUGCUACAUGGUAAUGUCAAUCUGGAUGAGGCUGAACUGGCUUGCAAGGUUGCAUGUUGGUGCAUCCAAGAUGAUGAGCUUGAUCGACCGACAAUGGGACAGGUAGUUCAGAUUCUCGAAGGGCGAGUUGAGAUCGGGAUGCCCACAAUACCAAGACUGCUUGAAGCUAUGGCUGGGAGCACGCACUCACCGUGACCCUAAUCCUUUUGCAUGAGAGAAACUAGCUGGACUGAGUGUCGAGAUGAUCUAUUACAUAUGUCUACAUUUAAAAUUAUAGAUAUAUUUACUAUGCAAAUGUAGUGCCCAGGAUUGGAGAUGCAGUUGUAUUUCAAAUAAAGUUGUAAUGGUUUGUAUGUUGCCAGUACAAUUCUAUUUUUGUUUUGGAUCCAUAUGAACAUAGGCGCAUAAUAUAUUUCUCGAAUUUUUGAUCAUCUUAACAUUAA
This is a messenger RNA of Lolium perenne, 2827 nucleotides long. RefSeq names its product G-type lectin S-receptor-like serine/threonine-protein kinase At2g19130. Gene Ontology annotation, biological process: recognition of pollen; protein phosphorylation. The record is from RefSeq and is a predicted model, not a curated record. NCBI's taxonomy places the organism in Eukaryota, Viridiplantae, Streptophyta, Magnoliopsida, Poales, Poaceae. Gene Ontology annotation, molecular function: ATP binding; protein serine/threonine kinase activity.